AUGUCUUGGGAAGACGAAGAUUUUGAAUUACCUUCUGCUAAGGAGAAACCGUUAGUGGCAUCAUGGGACGAUGAAUUUGCAAAUGACGACGAUGAAGAGGCUUUAUUAGAGUCAUGGGAUGCAGAGGAAACCAAGCCUAAGCCUAAGCCUAAACCAGCUCCUAAGAGCGCCAACAAAGACAAGAAGCCAAAGGAUAAGGUUCUAAUGGAAAUUGAUACUGUGGAUGAAAAAACCCGUAAGGAACUUUUGAAGCAGGCAGAGUUAAAUUCUGAUUUGAACAACGCAGCUGAGUUGUUUGGUGGUUUGGGAGUAGCAGAAGAGCAUCCUCGGGCACGUGCGUUGCGUUUGGAACAAGAAAUGAGCGCCAUGAAUAGACCUGCAGCUUUCACAAAGCAAACGCCUAUAGAGUCUCAUCCACUCUUCACUGAGGCAGAGACAAAAUCCGACUUCCAAGAGUUAAGAAAGGCAUUGUCGACAGCUGUUGCAUCAAUGGCUGAGAAAUCUCAGUUGAACUACGCUUCUUCUUUGGCUAUUGACUUAAUCAGAGACGUAGCUAAACCUCUUUCAAUCGAAUCUAUUAGACAGUCUGUUGCUACAUUGAACUUGUUAAUGAAGGAAAAGGAGAAGCAAGAGAGACAAGCUCGUUUGGCUAAGGUUAAAGGUGGUACUGCUACUGGUGGGGCAGGCAAGAAAAAGGCUAAAGCUUCGAGACCUAACUUGGGUGGAGCUUUUAAGAAGGACUCAGAAUUUGCCUUGGAUGAGGACUUAAAUGAUUUUGGCGAUGACGAUUUUAUGUAA
Messenger RNA from Eremothecium sinecaudum, 798 nucleotides. It is a transcript of the gene HCR1, whose product is annotated as translation initiation factor eIF3 core subunit j. Gene Ontology annotation, molecular function: translation initiation factor activity. NCBI's taxonomy places the organism in Eukaryota, Fungi, Ascomycota, Saccharomycetes, Saccharomycetales, Saccharomycetaceae. The record is from RefSeq and is a predicted model, not a curated record. Bases 1 to 798 code for a protein of 265 amino acids. The transcript has a single exon. Gene Ontology annotation, cellular component: cytoplasm; eukaryotic translation initiation factor 3 complex.